This is a messenger RNA of Fulmarus glacialis (Northern fulmar), 655 nucleotides long. Its product is annotated as TBC1 domain family member 5-like. The transcript is spliced from 4 exons. The record is from RefSeq and is a predicted model, not a curated record. The coding region runs from base 1 to 570 and encodes 189 amino acids. NCBI's taxonomy places the organism in Eukaryota, Metazoa, Chordata, Aves, Procellariiformes, Procellariidae.
AUGAUGAACACACAUCUUGGAAAUAUUCAGGAAGUCAUAUUACAAGAACACUUGGAAAAAGAAGAUGAAAUUCUGGUUUCCUUGGCUGGUUUGAAGCAGAUCAAGGACAUCCUGAAAGGUUCCCUGCGUUUCAACCAGAGCCAGCUGGAAGCUGAAGAAAAUGAGCAAAUCACGAUAGCGGAUGAUCAUUACUGUUCCAACAGUCAGAACAAGGGGACAGGUGAUGUCCUAAAGGGACCUGUCAUGACAAAACAACAGUUCAUCUCAGGACGACAGACUACAGCUGAUUCAAGCGCUAGUGAGAGCAAGAGCGCUGAUGACUAUAUUAUGGUUUCCAAAGAAGAGGAAGGAAGUAGAAGUGCUGUCCCGGAGCCAGCGCAGUCCCAUCACGCACACAAGGAGGCAGCAGUGAAGCCAGAAGCUCCAUCUCGUUCUUCUUUGAUAUUCUCUGACCCACUGAUGGGCUCCAUUUCAGCCUCCUCCAGCAACCUGAGCUCCAGCCCUGACGACGACAGUAGUAAUAACAGCAAAGAUUCUGACUUUGCUAUUGUCAGCCCACUAGACAUCUAAAGAAACAGGUUGGGAGAGUUUGGAAGGUCAGUCGUUACACCUCAGCUCAAAUUCCUAUGAUUCCACGGGCUGGAUAGUUCUUUGG